Messenger RNA from Triplophysa rosa, 2622 nucleotides. RefSeq names its product UFM1-specific ligase 1 (gene ufl1). The transcript is spliced from 19 exons. Gene Ontology annotation, biological process: protein K69-linked ufmylation; response to endoplasmic reticulum stress; regulation of proteasomal ubiquitin-dependent protein catabolic process. Gene Ontology annotation, molecular function: UFM1 ligase activity. Gene Ontology annotation, cellular component: endoplasmic reticulum membrane. The coding region runs from base 159 to 2519 and encodes 786 amino acids. The record is from RefSeq and is a predicted model, not a curated record. Lineage: Eukaryota; Metazoa; Chordata; Actinopteri; Cypriniformes; Nemacheilidae.
AAAACCUUCAAAACCCUUUUCCGUCUGACGUAUAUUUGUCGCUGCUGACGUGUGUGUUUGCUUUCAGUGUGACUGCUGUUUGAGUGUGUGAUCAUUUUAAGCAAUUAUCAAAUUCUUCAGUAGUUCGAGUGCACAGGUUUUGUUGAAUACAUAAAGUCAUGGAAGCCGACUGGGAGGAAAUCAGACGUCUAGCUGCGGACUUUCAAAGGGCUCAGUUUGUAGAUACUGUUCAAAGGUUGUCUGAAAGAAACUGCAUUGAAAUAGUGGCCAAGAUGGUGGAGGAUAAGAAGCUAGAUGUGCUUCACACUUUGGAUGGGAAAGAGUAUAUGACUCCUGGGCAGAUAAGCAGAGAAAUGCGUGAUGAGCUCUACAUGCAUGGAGGAAGGAUUAAUCUUGUGGAUCUUCAAAAGAUUAUCAGUGUUGAUUUGGUCCAUGUGGAGAGCAGAGCAAAUGAAAUGGCUAAAUCAGACAAGAGCACACAGCUGAUUCUUGGCCAACUGAUUGAUAAUAAAUACUUGGAUUGCCUUGCUGAGGAGGUGAAUGAUAAACUACAGGCGGCUGGACAGUUGAAUAUCGCAGAGCUCUGCAAAACAUAUGAUCUACCUGGAGAAUUUCUUACUGAAGAGCUGAGUAUAAGGCUGGGCAGAAUUAUCCAAGGGCAAAUUGAUCAGUACAACAGAGGAGUGAUCUUUACCAAAGCUUUCCUCUCCAGACACCAAGCUCGCAUAUGCGGGCUGUUCAGUGCUAUCACAAGGCCUACGCAGAUCAGCGGUUUGAUAAAUAUGUAUGGUUUCCAGGAGAAUUUGUUGUACUCUGUUCUGGAGGAACUGGUUAACAGUGGUCGUUUGAAGGGCUCAGUGGCAGGAGGAAGGCUGGAUAAAGCCAUUUACAUUCCUGACAUCUACUCCAAAACCCAGAGCACUUGGGUUGAGUCCUUUCUCAAACAAAAUGGGUAUUUAGAGUUUGAGGCGCUGACACGUCUAGGGAUUGCUGAUGCAGUCGGGUACAUAAAGAAGAAUUUUAAGUCUAGCAGGCUACUAUUUCUCAAAUCGGCAUGUGUUGGCAAAACCAUUGUAGAUCAGCUAGAGGCCUCAGUUGAAGAGGCCAUCAACUCAGCCACCUGGGUAGACAUACAGCCAAUGCUGCCAAGCAGUCUGUUGGAGGAAGAUGUAGUAAUUCUUUUAAAUGAGGUGGUGAGGACCAUGAACAUGCAAUCCAGUGCAAGGAUUCUCUCCACUUUCGUUAUCAGUGAGAAGUUUAUCAGUGGAUGCCUUGCUUUAUUUGAUGACAUCAUGCAGCAGAAAGCACAGAAGGAAGUGAAAAAUAACCCUGUGUUUCUGAUGGAGGAGGAUUUCAAACAGACAUGUGCAUUACUGGAGACUUUGAAGAAAGAUAAAAAAGACGAACGGCGGAAGAAAGCCUCAGAGGUAAGUGGAAGUGUGAAAGGAGGUGGAGGAGGAAAUGCCAGAGAGAUUAGAAUCCGAAAAACAAAAAAGAAGGGCAGGAGAGACGAAGACAGCGAUGAGGAGACAGCACAUGCCUCUCAAGGGCGAAAUAAGCCAGCAGAUGUGCCCUUCCUGUCAUUGGAAGAGAUCAUAGAAGUGCUGGAGGAGAAGGUAUGUGACAGCUCGGAGGAGAUGCUUCAGGAACUUGCAGAGCAAUUAAUCAGGCCAUUGACAAAGACAUACCAGGAAGUUGUGCAUUCAGCUUUGAAGUCCUCUAGUUCGACUGGAACAGGUGGGAGGCAGAAGAAAAACAUGAAGGAACUUCAAGAAGAGGUCACUAACUUGUACAACAACAUUCGGCUGUUUGAGAAAGGAACUAAACUCUUCUCAGAUGAAGUACAGACUAAUAUUGCCAGGCAUGCUUUGAAGACUGUGUGUACAGAUGUGACCAAUGUUCUGCUGAACUUUGUGGCUGCUGAACACAUACCCUCAGACAGCCCAACUGCCAUCACCAGUGAGGUGAGGCUUAAGAUACUGGCAAAGCUCUCAGAUGAGGUUAAAGGUCCUCUGAUUAAGUUACACAACAGUCUCAAUGGAAAGAGCUUUGAAGACUUUUUGUCAUCGUUAGAGACGAGUGUAGAAAACUGUGGACUCCUCUUAAAGAAAGGAGAUAAGAAAAGAGAGCGGCAGGCUCUCUUUGUGCACCGUCAGGCUUUGUUGGAGCAGCUAAGAGAAGCAGAAGACCCAGCACUUGUGCUGCAUCUAACCAGCAUCUUGCUCUUCCAGAACACCACACACUGCAUGCUGCAUGCACCUGGACGCUGUGUGCCCCAUAUCAUAGGUCUUCUGGAAAGCAAGAUACCCAAGGACCACUACAAACUGUUGUCUCAGUACCAGAGUCUUGUGGUUAAGCAGCUGAUUGGACAUGAUCAUGGCAAGAAGAGUGAUCUGAAAGAAAACUCCACUUCUGUGCCUACUAAUGAAAUGGAGAGCCUUGAGAGAGAGCUUCAUGUUCUCACCAGGGACAUUAAAGACCUUGUCCUUACUCCGAGAAAACCAUCUGUAACAGAGUAACACAGUUUAUUAAAGUAAACAUGUAUAACCACAGACAUUAAAUAUGUCUUGUCAUGUGAGUUGUAAUUUUAUUUGUUAAAUAAAAAGGUGAAUCGAAACAUCA